ACCGGUCCGGGAGGGGUGGAGUAGCUGCUGCUACAGUCAGACCCAGCUGGAUUAGCCGGUUAGCUGUGUAACAGAUUAGCGGGCUAACAGGUUAUCAGGAUGGGACAUGAAGCAGCACCGGGUCGCUGCUAAUGAGCCAGUAUUUCCCAAAACACUCAUGAGCUGCUCAGUAGAAACUUUCGGCUGAUUAAAUGCUGCUGUUACUGCUUUAUGCUUGAGACUGUGUAAAGCCACCAUGCCUUCAGCCAAGGUGCUGAAGAGUACACAGUACAUAGAACUGGGUAGUUACCAGUACUGGCCCGUACUUGUACCCAGAGGAAUACGCCUGUAUACGUAUGAGCAGGUACCGGCCUUUCUGAGGGAGAACCCUUACAUUACAGAUGGAUACAGAGCAUACUUGACGUCCAGACUGUGCAUUAAGAGUAUUUUUAUGCUUUCCAAUGAGACUGUGAACAUCUGGAGUCAUCUGCUAGGCUUCUUCUUGUUCUUCUCGCUGGGGGUGUAUGACAUGGUGUCUGUGCUACCUGUGCUUGGAGCGUCCAGAGAAGACUAUGUUAUCUACUCUAUAGGACUCUUCUGCUUCCAGGUGUGCAUGCUGUGUUCAGUGGGCUAUCACUUAUUCUGUUGUCACCGCUCUGAAAAGACCAGUCGACGCUGGAUGGCUCUGGACUAUGCUGGGAUCUCCAUUGGAACAUUGGGCUGCUAUGUUCUGGGCGUGUUCUAUGCCUUCUACUGCAAUAACUACUGGCGGCAGGUGUAUCUAGUCACAGUGUUGGCGAUGACAUUGGGCGUGUUCUUUGCCCAGAUACACCCUCAUUACCUGACCAAGAACUGGCAGAAGUUGCGAUCGAUCAUGUUCUUCUCGGUAGCGGCGUAUGGCCUCAUCCCUACCUUUCACUGGAUUUGGCUCAGUGGAGGUUUCAGCUCUGCCAUCGUACAGAACUUUGUUCCCCGAGUGCUGAUAAUGUACUUCCUCGCCGCAGCUGCCUUCGUAUUCUAUGUCUCCAAGGUUCCUGAACGUUACUUUCCAGGUCAGUUGAACUAUGUGGGCUCCAGCCACCAGAUCUGGCACAUUCUGGUGGUGUUCCUGUUCUACUGGUGGCAUCAGUCUGCGUUAUUUAUUACAAGCUACCGGCAAGAGCACCCCUGCCCUGACUAUCCUCGACAUGCGUAGGGCUUCAUGGAUGGAUGUGGAGAACUGGCGUUGCUGUGAGGAGCCUGGGUGAUUUCUCAGUAAAUCACAAGCGACAUCUUUUAGUAAAUGCACUGAUUGUCUUACCCAGUCAGUCACUGUGGCUGGGUUUUCAGUGGAGAUCUACAUUCAGUGCAAACUUUGAUCAUGACUCAUGAUUUACAGGCUGAGUUUUUGCACUAUAAAGGUCUGUAGUGAAACCCAAAUGUAUUGACUUUUCCCCAUCAUAAAUCAACAGUUACUGGACUGAUUUGUUAUUCUGUAAAUAUUAUAGUGCCUAGCCAUUUAAGUUGAAAUGUUUUGGUAUUAACGUGCAUCAGAGGAGGAUGCACUACUGUAUUGGACAUUGUUGGGAUGGGGAGCUUUUUUUUUUUUAAAGGGAAAAUGAAUUUCCAACAGGUUGGAAUCUUCUACUUGGGUUCUUGUGCUAUGAAUUCAUCUGUAGACAGUAUCAUUUUUCACCUCAGGCUUAUGUCAGUGUUGGUCAGUGUUUUAAGAAAGUAAAGUAUCUUUCCAGUAUUGUUUCCCAGCAACUAGCAAACCAGCCAGUCUGUAGAUUUCUAAAUGUCAGAUGGUUCUCAAAAUACCUUCAAAUACCUUCAUAAAAAGAAUGUUAAUUUCUAAAGCUUUUGAUAUGUGACCCGUUUGCUAACUAUUCAGUGCUAUUUUUGGAUUCCAUCCACUGCGAUGAUGAGCGUACCAAAGAUUUUGAUACUGCAACAGAUUUUGAAUACAAACACCGUCAUCAUCAAGGCCACUCCUACCAAAAGUCUAGAAGUAUGUGUGUGUUUAUUAUGUCUAGUAUAACUUUAGUUAUAAAGUUUAAUAGUUUGGAACCUGUGCUUUCAAAAUAAUGUCAGUAUCAUACCUUAAGUAGAACUGUGUUCUUCAAUCCUGGUCAAAACCUGGAGGGAGGUUGAUGUGGCGCAGUGGAGAAAACCUCUCCUGCUAGUGAGCUACCACAUCAUGUGAGACACUGUGGUUUAAGUCCCAGUCUGGGGAAUACUGAUUAAAAGCUGUUAUCCUACGAUACCAUAUUUUUCGCACUAUAAGGCGCACUGGAUUAUAAGGUGCACUAUCAAUAAACGUCUAUUUUCUGGUCUAUUUUCAUGCAUAAGGUGCACUGGAUUAUAAAGUGCAUUACGUGACACUAGUAAGGAACAGGGGCAUCACCAUGUUCUGCAGUUCUCGCUGCUGGGUGGUUGUGGUGGGGGGGGGGUAAUUUUAGUUAAAUAAAAGUAAGCUAAGUAAACUAAACUGUAAUUCAUUAAAAAAAGCACCUUAUAUUUUAAGUGCACAUUAUAUUGUGAAAAAUAUGGUAACUAUACUGUGAGUCCUCGUGCAACACUCCUCCUAGCUUACACUACAUUGACCUGUAAAAAAAAAAUAAUCCUGUUAGUUGCUCUGGAUAAGAGCAUCAGCUAAAUGCCAUAAUUUUUUUAUGUUAAAUGAAGCACCUUGCCCUGCACAUAUAUUGCUUUCCUUCUCCCAAAAUACCUGAUACAAGUAAUCGGGGGUGAGUUUACCAAAAGUGUGUAUCACUAUGUGCUUUAUUACUAGUAUUUAAGCUCUUCCUAAACUCUUCUGUUACUAAAUUGCAAAACUCUGGUUCCAAUCACUUCCAUGGCCACAGGUAUAUACAACCAAUAACCUAGGCAUGCAGACUCACUACUAAAUAUUCCAUAGUAAACUGUCAAUAUAAAGCCACUGGGACUUAAAGCAACUCGCUCUGUCAGUGUAAAAUAUCAGAGCGAGGUCAGCAGAUGCUGAAGUGAACAAUUUGCAGGGGUCACCAACUUCCUGCCAAACAGAGAGUCUGUGACUACAGACCUCCAAACUUCAUGUGGCCUUCAGAUUAGUUCAAGAACAAUAGAGCGUAGAGAUCUUCAUGGAAUGGGUUUCCAUGGCUGAGCAGCUCCAUCCAAGCCUUGCAUUUUCAAGGACAAUGCAAUGCAGGCGAGCAGGUACUUCUGACAAUUUAGGCCCAAUCCAAUUUCACCCCUUGGCCCUAUCCCUCUGUUGUCCCGUUUUUUUAGGUGGAGGAUUUUGCAUAAAAACAAGGGUUCAAAAGAGAAAUGGAUUAGGAAUAUACAGCUCUGGAAAAAAAUAAGAGACCACUUAAAAAUGAUGAGUUUCUUUGAUUUUACCAAAUUGUAAACCUCUGGAAUAUAAUCAAGAGGAAGAUGGAUUUUUGCACCAGGAGUGACAUUAAUUUAUCCAAAAGCAGUGUGUAAGACUGGUGGAGGAGAACAUGCCAAGAUGCAUGAAAACUGAUUAAAACAACCAACUAUUAAUUUCUGAACUCUUUAUGAAUAUGAACUUGUUUUCUUUGCAUUGAAUUUGCGAAAAAUGUCCAUAGUUUAUAGAAUAAAACAACAAUGUUAAUUUUACUCAAACAUGUACCUAUAAAUAACUAAAUCAGAGAAACUA
This is a messenger RNA of Astyanax mexicanus (Mexican tetra), 3622 nucleotides long. RefSeq names its product progestin and adipoQ receptor family member IIIa (gene paqr3a). The transcript has 7 exons. The coding region runs from base 236 to 1174 and encodes 312 amino acids. NCBI's taxonomy places the organism in Eukaryota, Metazoa, Chordata, Actinopteri, Characiformes, Acestrorhamphidae. Gene Ontology annotation, molecular function: signaling receptor activity. Gene Ontology annotation, cellular component: membrane. The record is from RefSeq and is a predicted model, not a curated record.